Alternaria viburni is the source of this 1455-nucleotide messenger RNA. RefSeq lists its product as uncharacterized. The transcript has a single exon. Lineage: Eukaryota; Fungi; Ascomycota; Dothideomycetes; Pleosporales; Pleosporaceae. Gene Ontology annotation, cellular component: catalytic step 2 spliceosome. The record is from RefSeq and is a predicted model, not a curated record. Bases 1 to 1455 code for a protein of 484 amino acids.
AUGUCCAGCCCCAACUCAACAGCGCUCACGAAGCGUAGCGCGUCGAAUGCGCUCAUGCCACCACCUCCCGCACCGAAACGCAUAAAACGUCCCUCCGUAGUCCUAGACGAGGAUACCUAUGUUUCCGCCGUUUCGCACAUCAUUCGCCGCGACUUCUUCCCAGGGCUAGCGGAAGCCGACGCACAACGAGAGUAUCUGAAUGCUGUGGAAAGCAAUGACAGGUCAUGGAUAAGAGAGGCUGGCAAGAAGCUCACACAAGUCAUGACGCCAGUGCCGAGUGGGCAAAGGAAGAUGGCAUCGAGAACGAGGCUCGACAAGACAGGGGGCGCUGGCGACAAGACUCCAAGUGUAUGGGGCGCGGACACACCCGUCACGGUCGCUGGAACGGAAGUCGAAGAUGACGAUGAGGGCCUAGGCAAACUGGACAAUGUCGACCUGAAUAUGAGCCUAGGCGCAUUCCAAGCAAAGUACACCAGCGAAGACCAGGAGAGUUUCAGCCAGAUCAUCGACAAGCAGAACAAGGCGCGAUUUGACAAGAACGUCUGGCUCCGCGAAGGAAACAUGUACGCGAGUAAACAGCGCAUAGCACAACAGAAAGUCCUCGAAGCCCGCGCCGCCGCAUCCGAAGGCAAGGAACUCGUCGUCAGCACAAAACCGAGCCAGAACCUCGACGAGCGACCCGCAGCGCCUACCGGCCACCGCCACACCGCCCUAAACAGCUUCUUGUUCGGCCCCGACAGCGUAGAACAAUGGGCACCAACGCGCGCCCAAGAAGCCGAAACGGCAUCUCUUGCGCCCCCAAAGAAAGUCCUCUACAACAACACGCGCCUCCCCGCCCCCGAAGCCGAGCCUCCUCGCCCGUCCAGCCCCACUCUCUCCGCCGUACGUGACGCUGUCGCAGGACGUCCGCGUCUCAAUCCCAGCGAGGGAGGAUACACAGGUAGCGAAACACCCCGCGUAAACGGCUAUGCUUUCGUCGACGCACAACCGCCUUCCCCUUCCUCAGACGACGACGACGACGACGACGCGCCAACCGACCUCCUAGAACGCUACGGUCUAGAUAGCAGCAGCACAGCUACACCCUUCACCAUAAACGACUCCUCCUCGCGCGAGAAGAUGCAUCACAGGAUGGUCGACAAAAUCGGCGCGAAACGAUCGAAUCCACACACUCAGGCGAAGCCAACGGGAUCGGGCUUGGGCAUCUUUACGAGUGAGACGCCGAGGUUUUUGAGUGCACCCACGCCUAGGAGGGGCGGGGCGGCUGCUGCUUCUGCUGGUAUGACGCCAGGGAGGAAGGCGAAAGGCGAUUUGACGCCUGCUGCUCAGCGGCUGUUUGAGAGGAUGGGUGGGGCGACGCCGAGGGGUGGGGGAACUGCUGGAUUUGGUGGCGAGGCGAGAGGAUCGGGGUUGGGGAGGGAGUGGACGCCUACGCCUAGGGUGAAGAGGAGGGCGUAG